This is a messenger RNA of Seminavis robusta, 2238 nucleotides long. The record is from the annotation of a GenBank genome assembly. Lineage: Eukaryota; Bacillariophyta; Bacillariophyceae; Naviculales; Naviculaceae.
AUGACCUCGGCAAAGACCAAUGGAUUUGGGACAUUGACCAAACUCCCUCACAGACUCUCACAGACCUCUGCCAUGACAAAUGUGGUAGAACUCGUGAGCUAUGAAAUGGCAAAGCUCCCUUCAAUCUUCCAACGACGGCUAUGCAUAGCGGCUUGCUUAGGGAACUCUUUCCAAGAGCAAAUUCUCCAUACUGUGUUGGAAGAAAUGGACGAAAAAGAAGACAUGACAGCUGAUGAGACAGCAACUAAUGAUGCUGGAGAUGGCCAGCAGCUGUCUGUAGAAAACUGGCUGUCCUUUUCGGAAUCAUGUGGCUUCUUGGAAAAACAGACCCCAACUCCUGGGUCCAAAACAUUGUCUUAUCAAUGGAUUCAUGACUCUGUCAGAGAAGGGGCCUUGUCCCUGGUUCCACAAGAAGAAUUGAGUCAGCUGAAAGGACAACUUGGACGACAACUUUACAGGAGUCUUACUGGAGACCAAUUGGAAUCUGUUACUUUCGUUAUGGCAAACCUGCUUCAUGAUUCCCCCAACAGCAGUGAUGAGUCUGAGCGAAUUCUGUUGGCAAGGAUUAAUUUGGAGGCAGCUCAGAAAGCCAAACAUGUAGCUGCAUUCACAACAGCUGCCCAGUAUGCAGCCAGAGGGGUUGAUCUUCUUCCAGAAGACAGGUGGGAGACAAACAAGGACCUGACAUUAGAUCUGUUCACAGUGGCCGCUAUAACCGAAGAUAUGGCGGGCCUCCCAGAAUCUGUCAAUGCUCGAUAUGUAGAGGUUAAAGCAAGGGUUGAUAUUCCCUUAGCUGCCAAGUUGGAAAUAUAUGCUUCCCAAAUCAACUCAUUGUGUAAUAAAGCUGAUCAACAGGAUGUCGGAAUUGCCUUGACCUUGUCCAUCCUGGAACAACAAGGGAUCAAGUUUCCCAAGACUACGGCUGGAAGAAUUCUUUCCACCAUUACAAAUUUACGCAAGGUCAAGAAGAAGUGCAGUGAACUCACUGUGGCUGAUUUGGCAGAGCUUCCUGAAAUGGAUCCCGAGGAUGUUGGCAAAAUGAAGUUGUUGAACCAGCUGACCACAUUUUGCUAUGGUUCACCUAGGUAUGGCAUGAUCAUGCCACUUUCUAUUCUUGCUAUGGCCAGGCUCACAUUCAAGCGUGGGGUGUCAAUGUUCGCUCCACCAAACUUGGCAGGACUUGGACUGAUCUUCCUGGGCGUGAUGCAUGAUUAUCAGCUGGGUGGGAAAAUGGGGAUUCUUGCUAUGAACUUGCUGGAGCAAAGAAAAUAUGGUACCACUGCAUCCUUCACAAUCUUUUCGGUGUACAUAUUUUUGAGGAGCUGGCUUGAUCCUCUUAGCUCUUGCCAACCUUACUACAUGAAGGGUUACGAAUGUGGGCUACUCUUUGGCGAUACAGAGUUCUCUUCAUGGAACAUUUGGUCGUAUAUUGUUAGUGGCUUUCAGACGGGGCGGCCUCUGAACCUUCUUGAAAGUGACUGUCGGAUUUAUUCUGCUCAAGUACGUUCACAAAUAGCUGGGCAAAUCAGACCUUACUGGUUGGUCUUUGUUCGGCUGAUAGGCAAUGAAGAACAAACAGAUCCACUGUUGGGUGGCACAGAAGCAACGUUGAGUCUGACGGACCUUGUUGAGCAAGACAAAGGUAGUACAAAGAACCUUGACAUUGCUGUAUCAGCGCUGCAGAGCAGGCUUUAUGCAAUCUUUGGAGACCAUGAAGCAGGGGCAAAGCUUGCUUUAGAAAGAGGGGAUGGAUUCCAAAAGAAGAACCUAGGGCUACACGCGGUCAUGCCGGAAACGUUUGCCCGAGGGGUUUCACUUUAUGCCAUGGCUAUCCAGACAAAGAAUGCAACGUAUACACGGCAGGCAAAAAAGGUGCAUGCAACAAUCAAGAAAUGGAGGAAGGCAGGAAACCCAAAUGUUAUUGGCUAUGAAAAAAUCUUGGAUGCCGAAGAUGCUGUUCUGAGUGGAAAGUUUGAAACAGCGGAAUCGCUCUACCACUCUGCCAAAGCAAUUUCAUCCCGAAGUGGACUUGUCCAAGAUGCAGCUCUAGCUGCGGAGCGGUGUGGUGAGAUGCUACUUCGCCGAGAGUCACCUUCAGAUGCUGCACCAUUGCUGGAGGAAGCAGUAAAGCUUUACCUUGCUUGGGGGGCACAUGCAAAGGUUGCGCAACUCCUGCGAAAACAUUCCCGAAUUCUGAGUGGGCACAAAGUGCAAAGUGCUUUGAUUUGCAAGGGAUAA